AUGAGAAAUUUUACUUUGAAAAACCUCCAUGUAGCUCUUACGAUAUUUGUCAUCUUCAUUAUUAAUAGCUCUAAAGCUAAUACUGGGGUCAUUGAAGCAACGUUUAAAAAAAAUGAUCACGAUAAAGAAUUAGUAUCCCGACAACAAACGACAUUAAAUUGUGUUGAAUACAUUUACAAUGCCAAAAUUUAUAAAGCUUAUAUAGAAUCUGAUAAUAUAUUUGAGAAUGCAAUUUAUGCAAUAUUAAUUGUAGAAUGCAACAGCAAGUCCGUAACUGUUAGGCCUGACAAUGACGAAUCCAAACUAUUUAAAUACUUUAACGGACAGCCCGUUCCUAUGAAAACACUUGGCGGACUAAAACAAUUAGGAGAUAUAGGUGUAAUUCCUAUGAAUUCUGGAUGGUCUAUUAGUAAAAUUUAUUUACUCCAGGCAGACCCUUCUGAAUGUCUUGGCGCUCCUAAUACGGGAUUAAUUGGUAUGGCUAAGAUGUGUGUGAUUUACGAUUUGCCCGCCAACUAUGAAAAAUUAUAUGAAACGCCGUGCGCGAAGACAACUCCAAUAAUAAUAGAAGGUUGUCCUCGAAGUAACUCAACAGAUGCAAUUUUAAUAGAAAAACUAAAUAGAUUGCAAAAUAGAUUGGCCGAAUACUUUGCGUAUUCGGAGGAUAGAUUUAAAAAG
Acaulospora morrowiae is the source of this 678-nucleotide messenger RNA. The record is from the annotation of a GenBank genome assembly. NCBI's taxonomy places the organism in Eukaryota, Fungi, Glomeromycota, Glomeromycetes, Diversisporales, Acaulosporaceae.